This is a messenger RNA of Exophiala xenobiotica, 1686 nucleotides long. RefSeq lists its product as uncharacterized. Bases 1 to 1686 code for a protein of 561 amino acids. The record is from RefSeq and is a predicted model, not a curated record. Gene Ontology annotation, cellular component: GPI-anchor transamidase complex. Gene Ontology annotation, biological process: attachment of GPI anchor to protein. The transcript has 2 exons. Lineage: Eukaryota; Fungi; Ascomycota; Eurotiomycetes; Chaetothyriales; Herpotrichiellaceae.
AUGGAGACAUCGAGCGCUCCGCCUCCUGAUGCGGUUGCUACCAGAAAGCAGCCUCCGCCUGAGAAGCCAGAAGCUGUGACCUUGAGAACGAAGAUCGUGAUAUCUUUCUGGGCAGUCAUACUUCUACUUGGACUCCCCACAUGGUGGCAGACAACGUCAAUAUACAGGGCCAAUCUGCCGCUUCAAGACAUGGUCAAUUGGGCAGAGGGUUUCAAUAUUCCUGCCGCUAUCCCCUUGCACAUCUGGAUUCAGCCGUCUGGCUUCCCAUGCUCCGACGCGGAGCGCCUGGUGCGCGACACGCAACAAGUCCUCGACGACCUCAACGAAUACCCAACCCUGCACCAGAGACUACACCUCGUCAGUCGCUUGUCGAGCACCAAAAGAGACGGCCAAGAAGGAGACCGUCCGGGCUGUGGUGGAGAUCCUACAGAUCCAGUUCUCGGAGAUCCAGCCCUGAAGAUCAUACUGGAGCCAGCUCCAGACACUUUCGAGUUCAAGUUGGACGUAGUCACUGCCACAGCUACUGUACGUGGGUCAGGAAGCAACAUGCCCAAGCAACUGGCAAACAUCCUACAAGAUCUCUUCAAGGACGAGCAGAUUGCAGCAGCUCUUCAAGUUGUGUCUCUCGCGAGCCACUCGAAUUAUGCGCAGGCUUUCCUGAAAUCGCAGCCAUUCGACCAGGUCACCAGCAUUGAAAAGCGAAUCAGUCGUGCCUACAAGUCAUCCCCCGAGUUUCACUUGACUUUCUCCCUUUUCACGGCCAGCGGGUCCCCAUCUAGCUGGGAUGUUCAGGAAGCACUGAAAGAUAACGUCUAUCCUUUGGUACAAGCACUGUCCGAUACGGCACAAAUCGAUGUCACGACUCAGGUUCAGCUCUACUCGGCAUUUUCUCCAGCGGUCCAGCCUGUUCUCCUCGAAGGACGCAAUGGUACAUUCCUGCAAGAGCAAGACCUGACGGCAUUCGUGAAUGCUGCAGAGUGGCCACUUGCUCCUUCUAUCGGAGAAGGGCCCACGCUGAAUUUCAUCCUGUAUGUGCCCUCCAUCGACCAGAGUCCACUCACCAUCGAUAAGGUCGAGGGCACAUCUUGGUUGAUUCCCCAAUGGGGUGGUAUCCAGAUCCUUAAUCCGCCAAUGCAGGCCGAUGCCGUCUCUGGCACGGUGGUAUUGCCGGAACACCUGCCCAAGGAUAUCUUGCAGCAACCAUUCCAGACGUUCUCUUCGCAACUUCUGUCAUUGCUAGGUGUCUCACUCCCGGAUGGAGCGACGAAUGCUCUGCCUCUUCAGCUUCGUCUCGACGCUUAUAAGCGCUUCUCUGCACUUACUCUCUACCUGAAGGCUGCGUCCAGCUUGGGUUCACUAUCCAGAUUAGCGCAGCGGCUUAGCAACAUUCCAAUCCCAAGGAACGUUGCACAAUUAGUCGACGACACGAUUGGCAAUCUGACCACAUGUUGCCACGCUUUUCAGGACAGCAGAUGGAAUGCCGCCCUCUCUCACGCCAAGGUUGCCUACCGAGACAGCGAAAAAGCUUUCUUCGACAAGUCUAUGGUGGGACAGGUCUACUUUCCCGACGAACACAAGGUUGCUGUUUAUCUGCCUCUGCUCGGUCCCAUUGGAGUACCUCUCCUUGUCGGGCUCCUGCGAGAGAUCAAAAGAUUCGUGUCAAAAAGGAAGGCAGUUCCAAAGUAG